Messenger RNA from Rotaria socialis, 405 nucleotides. Lineage: Eukaryota; Metazoa; Rotifera; Eurotatoria; Philodinida; Philodinidae. The record is from the annotation of a GenBank genome assembly.
AUGCCAUAUAAAUUAAUUCGUUCUCGUUUAAUUCAUUCGAUAUUAAUAAAACGUUCAAUGACUUCAAAUAGUUCGUCAGACUAUUCAGCAUGUAUUACAACAGUGUCCAGUGAUGAAACAGCACGUAAAUUAGCACGUUCAAUAGUAGAAUCGCGUCUUGCUGCUUGCGUAAAUAUAAUUCCAGGUGUUCGAUCAAUUUAUGAAUGGAAAUCAACUAUUCAUGAAGAUAAUGAACUUAUACUGAUGAUUAAAACACGACGAGAAUUUGUUUCACAAUUAAUUGAAUUUGUUAAAAAGAAUCAUCCAUAUGAUGUCCCUGAAUUGAUCGAGUUACCAAUUAAUAAUGGAAAUCCCGACUAUCUCAAAUGGAUUGAUGGCAUUGUCAAACAACAACCAUCAACAUAG